CCGGUGCCGGAAUGUCUCUACAUUUUGGAAUGCUGCUGUAUUUCCCUUGAACCACAUAGCUAGAUAACAUUUUUACAAAUUAAUCUGUGUGUCUUUGUGGUUCAGUGGACUCGCUGUUACUUUAUUGAAGACAAACAUGGAUAUUCCUACAGCUCCUGAGGACCAAGAGCUGAAAAAUGUCAUUGACAAACUGGCCCAGUUUGUGGCUCGAAAUGGCCCGGAGUUUGAGAAGAUGACAAUGGAGAAACAGAAGGACAAUUCCAAAUUCUCUUUUCUGUUUGGAGGGGACUUCUUCGCCUAUUACCGGUGCAAGCUUGCAAUGGAACAACACCAGCAUCCUACUACCCACGAGUAUGAGGAGUAUAAGUUGGAAGAUCUUUAUAAUCCACCUGGUACGGAAGUCCUAGACGUCCCUCCACCAAUCGCCAUCCUGGCCCCGCCCCCCGUCGCCCCUGCCACGCCAUCUCUAGAUGAGCUCAUCCAGCAGAGCCAAUGGAACCUGCAGCAGCAAGAACAGCAGCUGCUCACUCUCAGACAGGAGCAAGUGACUGCAGCCAUAGCUCUGGCCAUGGAGCAGCAGACCCAGAAGCUGCUGGCAGAGACUCAGCAGGACGUAUCUGAAUUUGACAACCUGCUGCAGCCCAUCAUUGACACCUGCACUAAAGACGCCAUCUCGGCUGGUAAGAACUGGAUGUUCAACAACGCCAAGGGCCCACUGCACUGUGAGCUGAUGUGCUCACACCUCCGGAACCGCAUCACAGCCGACACAGCUCACUUCGAACUCCGCCUACACCUCAUCUAUCUCACCAAUGAUGUCCUCCAUCACUGUCAGAGGAAGCAGCAGAGGGACCUGCUAGCAGCGCUGCAGAAGGUGGUGGUGCCCAUCUACUGCACCAGCUUCUUAGCUGUAGAGGAGGACAAGCAGCAGAAGAUCACACGUGUCAGUGGGCUGCCUGUUCAAUGUAAUGUAGACAUUGCUCAAUAUAGAUGUUACCUGUGGUUGAAUGACACCCUCUAUUUUCUGUUUUUCUCACAGCUUCUACAACUCUGGGAAAAGAAUGGCUACUUCGACGAGGUGACGAUCCAGCAGUUACAGAGUCCAGCUGUGGGCCUGGGCCAGUAUCAGGCCUCUCUGAUCACAGAGUACGCUGCGGUGGUGCAGCCCAUUCAGUUGGCCUUCCAGCAGCAGAUCCAGACCCUGAAGAUGCAGCAUGAGGAGUUUGUGGCCAACCUGGCGGUUCAGCAGCAGCAGACUGCAGCAGCAGUGAGCCAGCUAGCUGCAGCAGAGCCUGACAUUAAGGCAGUCACCACUCAGCCUGGAGAGGUGAAGUCGUCCAUGUCUGGCCCUCCUGGUGAUUAUGACGGCGCCCAGUCCAGAUCGGACCCCGGUGCCAACAACAGUGGCCACGCUGAUAACUCCUCCUCUAAACCCUGGUUCGACCCACAACACAUGUCUGGAGGCUGGAACCCCAAUCAGCCACCUCCGUUCGACCCCACCCAGGCACCCCCGCCGUGCCCCCCCUGGAACAGCCACGAGGGCAUCUGGAACGAGCAGAGGGGGGACCCCAGCUGGAGCGGAGGCCCUCCAAGGGGGGAGGGGGGUCCCUGGAGCGGAGGGGGAGGACAGAAUGAGCCACCUCCCAACUGGAGCGGUCAGUAUGACCAGCCCCCCUGGAGCAACCAGGGACCUGACCAGCCCCCCUGGGGACAGAGAGAGCCCCCCUUUCCCCGCAUGCAGAGGCCCCCCCACUUCAGAGGGCCCUUCACGCCCCACCAGCCAGGGCCCCCUCCCUUUAACCAGCCGCCCCCGCCUCCCCACAACUUCGGCCGUUUCCCGCCGCGCUACAUGCAGGAUGACUUUCCACCCAGGCACCAUUUUGAAAGGCCGCCCUACCCUCCACACCGCUUUGACUACCCACAGGGAGACUUCCCUGGAGACCAAGACAUGGGCCCUCCGCACCACCACCCUAGCCAGAGGAUCCCUCCUCCGGGUAUGGGGGGAGGAGAGCACCCUCCCUGGGGGGGUAACCAGCACCCAGACUUCGGCCCCCCAUCCCACGGCUUCAAUGGCCAGUCCCCCCACAUGAGACAGCGUCAGGCCCCGGCUCACGCCAACCAGGAUGACCCCAGCCUGGUCCCCAACGUUCCCUACUUCGACCUGCCCGCCGGACUCAUGGCCCCUCUAGUCAAACUGGAAGACCAUGACUACAAAGCACUGGAUCCUAAAGACAUCCGUCUGCCUCCCCCAAUGCCCCCCAGUGAACGCCUGCUAGCUGCUGUGGAGGCCUUCUACAGCCCCCCCUCCCACGACGGACCCAGGAACAGUGAGGGCUGGGAACAGAACGGCCUGUAUGAGUUCUUCAGAGCCAAGAUGAGAGCCAGGAGGCGAAAGGGCCAGGAGAAACACAACAGUGCACACGGUAGUCGUUCACACAGCCGUUCUCGUAGUCAGGGUCGCUCCUCGUCUGAAUCCAGCUCAAGAUCCUCCAAGUCCUCCCGCUCCUCCUCCCGAUCUCGCUCCUACUCCCGAUCUCGCUCCAGGAGCAGGAGCCGAUCCAGGUCGUCCCGCAGUCGCUCUCGUUCUAGGUCUCGCUCCAGAUCUCGCUCUCCUGACAAGAGACGGCAAGAGAGGCCUGCCCCCGCCCCCACCUCUGCCCACGCCUCUGCCCCCGCUCCCCAGAAGUCCCGUAGCCCCUCUCCUCCAGCUACGUCUGGUCUGGGCGCAGCCCCCUCGGUCCUGCCUCCAGACAGCAGGCUGGGAGAGGAGAACAAGGGCCAUCAGCUGCUCAUGAAAAUGGGCUGGAGUGGUUCUGGGGGGCUUGGGGCAAAGGAGCAGGGCAUCCAGGACCCCAUCAAGGGGGGAGAACUCCGGGACAAGUGGGACCAGUAUAAAGGAGUGGGGGUGUCUCUGGAUGACCCUUAUGAGAACUACCGCAGGAACAAGAGCUACAACUUUGUAGCUCGCAUGAAAGCAAGGGAGGAAGUGAAUCGGGAACCACAAGAGCCCCCUCCCGCUGAAUAAUGUGCACCGUAAAGCAAGCAAACCUAACCUAGACCACACCUCUUCAGUCAGUUUUUUGUACAGAAUGUUCUUAUAGUAUGUUUCAAUCUAUUUGGAAAAAUCCUCACAUACCAGGUUUUGAAUGUUGCUUUUUUGUGAUACUCAUUCAUGUAUUUUCUUCUCAUGUUCCAGUUUUUGAUGACUUGGAAAUGGAUAUAAAUAGUAUUGUGUUGCUCUUUUGUAAGAAAAAUAAAAUACGUUUAUGGAAUUCACCCACUGAUGCCAUGUCAACUGUAAAUGUGAAUCAAAAUUACCUUCUAACCACAUGCUGUAAAGAUUUGUUUGAAUGAAUGCGCUCAGUUUGUCUCCGCUUGAACUUAAAUGUACACUGUAAAUAACAUAAGAGAAAAGAAUUGUCCCUUCAGGAUCAAGCAUCAAAGAUGGUCCAUUUAAUAUCAAGGUAAAAAAAAAAAUACAUGAUACCAGUUCUUAAACUUUUUAUUGAACAGCAUUACAAAUGUUUACAUGUCCUCAUUGAUCUGAAUAUAAAAAUGGUACAUUCUAUUGAACAUGACACUCAGUAAAUUAUCUUGUCAUAAGGAUGUCCUGAUCUGUAGGUCGGUCUCACAUGCCCCAACUAAUAAAUUUUUUUUAUUACAAAAAUUA
Molecule: messenger RNA, 3667 nt
Organism: Salvelinus namaycush (lake trout)
Lineage: Eukaryota; Metazoa; Chordata; Actinopteri; Salmoniformes; Salmonidae
Product: calcium homeostasis endoplasmic reticulum protein-like
Exons: 17
Coding region: 137-3022 (961 amino acids)
Biological process (GO): RNA processing; intracellular calcium ion homeostasis
Cellular component (GO): perinuclear region of cytoplasm
Molecular function (GO): RNA binding
Source: RefSeq, a predicted model, not a curated record